ACGAUGAUCCUGGACCCUAGCCAAAUCACCUAGCAGCUCCUGCUCUAUAAAUACCAAUGCGCGUAUCCUCCGCAUCAUCACCAGCAGCACAACACAACACUCGAGAUCAUCAAGGUCUUCAGAUAUUCUAGCUUGCGACGAUGAGCUCCGCGACGACGGAACAGGUGGAGUGCGGCGGCGGCAAGAGGUCGUGGCCGGAGGUGGUGGGGCUGAGCGUGGAGGAGGCCAAGAAGGUGAUCCUCAAGGACAAGCCCGACGCCGACAUCGUCGUCCUGCCCGCCGGCUCGGCUGUGACCGAGGACUUCCGCCCCAACCGCGUCCGCAUCUUCGUCGACACCGUCGCCGAGACGCCCCAUGUCGGCUAGCUAGCUUCAGUUCGAUCCGUGCUUGCUCGGUCACGAUCGAGUUGAAUAAAUGAAUAAGUCAGAACGAACAUGCGCAUGCAUCUUCUGCGGGAUUAAUCGUGUGUUCGAUCGGGUGUUACGUUUCGAACCGUGAUGUCAUGUGCCUGUUAUGUUUUAAUUUCCACGAAUAAGCCAUAUAUAAUAAUGUAAGCACAUGCAAAGCUAGAUACAUCGCUUUGCAUUGUCAUUUGCGUUGAUCGAUCCAUCAUUGCAUGAAUGAAUGGAUUAGUUUGCUUGCACUUAAGC
Phragmites australis (common reed) is the source of this 650-nucleotide messenger RNA. RefSeq names its product subtilisin-chymotrypsin inhibitor-2B-like. The transcript has 3 exons. Gene Ontology annotation, biological process: response to wounding. Bases 141 to 365 code for a protein of 74 amino acids. Gene Ontology annotation, molecular function: serine-type endopeptidase inhibitor activity. The record is from RefSeq and is a predicted model, not a curated record. NCBI's taxonomy places the organism in Eukaryota, Viridiplantae, Streptophyta, Magnoliopsida, Poales, Poaceae.